Anarrhichthys ocellatus (wolf-eel) is the source of this 3563-nucleotide messenger RNA. Its product is annotated as diacylglycerol O-acyltransferase 1-like. Lineage: Eukaryota; Metazoa; Chordata; Actinopteri; Perciformes; Anarhichadidae. The coding region runs from base 627 to 1028 and encodes 133 amino acids. The record is from RefSeq and is a predicted model, not a curated record. Gene Ontology annotation, molecular function: diacylglycerol O-acyltransferase activity. Gene Ontology annotation, biological process: triglyceride biosynthetic process. Gene Ontology annotation, cellular component: endoplasmic reticulum membrane. The transcript has 6 exons.
CAUUUGGUGGAAAAUAGAGCAAAAUGGCUCUUUGGAUAGUAAAGGUUGCCGACCCCUGGUUUAGGUGAGCGUCAUCCAAAUCAUGUUUGGAAUUGUUCAGCAGGUACAGCAGCUGGUAUUGUACAGUAUUUUACUGUGUACUUAUCUGGGAACUUACAUAGUACAGUCUAUCAUAGUUUAGUAUCAAUAUUAUCAAUGUACUAAUACACAAUGUAGUGUAUCAUAAUAUACUGUAGUAUGUCAUGGAGGUGUGAUUUGUUAUUGUGUAGUAUACUGUACAAGAUGUGUCUGAGUUGUAAGUGCAUAUAUCAUGUUCUGAUGGGCCCAUUGUGACGACCCUCUGCAUUAGCACCGUUAGCUGCUACCGGUACAGUAGCAGCUCUGUACCGGCUAUGAGAAAAUAUGGGCACAUCGUGCAACAGAGGCUAGUGGAAGAGAAGCUAACAUUAAGGAGGAAGUAGUCACUGUAUUUAUGCCAAAGUACAAGCCUUACAGAGCCGCUAGCAUGGCUGUGGAGUCUAUGUCGAUGCACUUUGGAUGCUAUUACUGUAUUGUGACAGUCUUUUUCUUUUCCCUCUCAGUGGAUUGAGCCAAUCUUCCAGAGAUCAGAAAACUCCUUCUCUAGUAUGGGCAUCACUAUGAGAGUGGAGCUCCUGGUGGGACUGGUGGCGCCAACCCAUUUCCUCUGGCUCCUCCUCUUCUUCUUCAGUCACUCCUACCUAAACUUCUGCGCAGAACUGAUGCGCUUUGGUGAUCGCCAUUUUUAUGGAGACUGGUGGAAUGCUACGACUCUGGUCACUUUGUGGAAGAACUGGAUUAUUCCCUUUCAGAAAUGGUGUCACAGGCAUGUAUACACUUGGCUGGUGGAAAAGAAUGUGCCCCCAUCACGAGCAGAGUUACUGGUCUUCCUGAUGUCAGCUGCUCUGUUUGAGUAUAUGAUUGCUCUGCCCCUGCACAGCUGUCGUCUGUGGAUCUUCCUCGUAAUGCUGUUUGAGGUGAGGAUAUCACACCAGUGGCAGCUGGUGUGAUAAUUUACCUGGAUGGGGCAAUGUUGUCAUCUAGCUUUGACCGCAACUUGACUGUUUCAUUUACUCAACCGUUGAUUCAUAAAAGCAAACACACACCAUCCAACAGCUCAGCAUAGAUACUUCUUCCAACUGUCUCUUUUCCAACUAAACUGAGUGAUCCACAAGAAAAGACCUGGGACUUUUAAAAAGAAAUAAUGAAAACCUAAAAAUUGAUAUUUUUAUGAUAACAAUGUAUCAAAUGACAAUGUGAAAACACUGUGUUAAUGCUCCUCUCGGCUUUAUGGAGCUUUAUAGUGACUUUCAGCUCAUUGUUUAGCUGUCCGGCUGCAAAUGCACUGUUUUGCUUCAUUCUUGUUGGUCUCAUAGUAUCAGCAGAUAGCUGUUUUCAGAGAAAAGGCUCCACUAAACCCACUGUACCUGCUCAGCAGCACGCAGCAGACAGAUACAGUUGGAGACUAGCUGGUGAACUAUUGGAGCAUUUAGCAGCUAAAGAGAAAGAUAUAUCCCUAAGUUGCAGACCAAAGAAGACCUAAUAGGAGAGUGAAUAUUCAUGGACAUAUUACUCGACAGGUCUACUGGGCAAUGCGAUUGAGUGGCAAAAGGCCAACUAGGAAGAGACUCAAAAUGACCACAAAGAAACAUAAAACGACUCCAAAAAGACACAAAGCAGCCAUAACAAGCCCUGCACAUGUUCCCUCUAUUGGCUCACCACUGUAUCGCACAGUAUUUCAUAUGAAAGUUUACAAAUAUUUACCUUGUUGGGAAGAAGUAUCUUCAGAUCUGAGGAGAUUAAAUACUAAAAGCAGGGUUUCCCCAUAUCUUUUAUGGCAAGAGCCAAAGAACCUAACGUGUCAUGCUAGUCAGUUGACCUUCUUUAUGAGAAGUGGUGAAUCAUUUGCAAAGUGCACAACAUGAUCACAGAAAUCACACUCCAUCAGACCCAAGGUCUGCACUGAUCUGUUACUUGUACAGUCGCAAUAAUGAAAGUAAAGCCGUUAAUGCACUUGGACUGCCUGGAAGAUUUACAGUAUGUGUCCACAAGUAAUCAUAGUGGGAGGAGCAUGCCAUGUCUUUUUAACUGGGUAGAACCUCAAUCCUCAAUUUUUCUUUAGAAGAAUCCUUUUUUUGAAAAAAGUUUUUUUCACAGGGUUAUUUGUAAGACUAAGAGUUCCAUCAAGAAUCAUUUUCAACCAAAGAACCCCUCUAGGCAGAAAGAGUUCUUAGAGGAUUGUUGAAAGCAUGGGGGUCAAAAGGUCCUCCCGGCCCACACCCCCCAAAAACUGUUAUGUGAACCAUGAUUGUUGUUGGUUGCACUGCACCAUAUCAGCCCUGACCCUAUAGAAACCUCAUGAUGCCUAAGGCUGCUAGAAGAUGCUCCCAUGGACCCAGGCUAACCUGUGGUUAGAGUGGAGAAAGAUCUAUGGGAUAUAAAAAGGAAUAUACAAGGGGUCGUGGUAGAAACCAAUUGGUACGUUGUAGAUGAACCCUAUGGAAUAUAAAACGAUUCUCUGUAGAAACCCCUGGGUGAGUUCCAGAUGCUUCCGUCACCAUAGUCAUCAGUCAUCGUCCUCACCACUGACAUCGGACCACAGGCUUCCCAGCGCAGUUUUCAUUCAGCCUCAGUGAUGAAGUGUCUGAAAGAAAUUCUGACCUAUUGCACUGUAUUUACAAGUAGACCAUGAGGAUACCGCUGUGAUCCAAAGUUCAGUGAACACUCCCUAUGUCUGUCCAAGGAUAUAUUUGAAUGUCCGAAAAGCCUUUUGGAGUUAUAAUCCACAACCUCUACCCAGCUCAGCAAUAUACUGUAGAUAUGAUCUAGACUCAUAAAUGGACAUAACUGGAAAAGAGCACUGAUUUGUAACUUGUGCUGUUACUGUAUACUUCCACAUCUGACAAAUGUUAAUGCAAUAAACAGAUUCAGUAUUUCUUUGCCUAAAUUUUGUACGUCAGGGGCUUGUUGAAUGUAACUGAAAAAUUAACUGCAGCAAUAAAGGUCUGUGUGAUCAUUCCUGUUCAAAUGAUGUGAGUCAGCAGCACAGAAGAUAAGGUUGCUGCUUACACUGAUGUGUCAACAAGUGGUUAAGGGGCCCUAGUCCAUCUGAAGUUACGGUAAGUUUCAUGGACACAAUCCAACCAGGAAAUACAUGGAAUAAUUGUACCUCAAUGAGUCCAAGGGUGGAUUGAUUUAAAGCACAGCUACCAGCCAAGUAAAGUUUGUAUAAUCCUUAAUGAGAAUUUGUCAUAGUUCCUCUUGCAUAUAGUAUACACUGAGAUCAGGGCUAGACCAAGAACUGAACCAAAAGUUGUCUAACCUCAUGGUCAGAAUGAAAAGCUUCACUUCUGUCCUGGAUCCCAUCCCACCCAAUCUUGGAUUGUCUCCCAGCUAUCUCCUCACUCAUCACAUAAAUCAUGAACUCCUCCUUCAACUCUGGUUCAGUCCCCCAAACACUCAAACUGGCUGCUGUCACCCCACCCUCAAAAUACCUGGACCCAACCCUGAUACCAUUAGCUACCAGCCCAUCUCAAAUCUCCCGU